AUGCACUCGGGCCAUCCUCUCAAACCGAACUUUGUUGGCAGGGAUGCUGACGGAAAUGUUACGGUUGAUGGCAGAUCAUAUCCCAUGGCGGAAAGUGUUGUCGCCACGGAGAGCACAAUUCACCGAAGCAUGAAGGAAAUGGCACAGACGCUUGCCAACGCUUACAAGACACUUAAGCACCGCGAUACCCACAAUAAGGGUAAUAGCGCAUUGGCCCCAAUCACCGAUGAAAAUCCACUAAUUAUUAUUUCUGUCCUGAAGGGCAGUUAUAUUUUCACGGCAGACAUGGUUCGUUACCUUGGAGACUGUGGGCUACCUAACGUUGUGGACUUUAUACGCAUUACUUCAUACAGGGGAACCACGAAAAGCAGUGGCACCGUGCAGGUGCUGGAUAACCUGCGCUUCACUGAAUUAACGGGGAAACAUGUACUUAUUAUGGAAGACAUUGCCGACACGGGGCGUACAAUGAAGCUUUUGGUGGAGAAGAUCCGCCGGGAGUACCGACCUGCCAGUUUGAAGGUGUGCGUACUUGUGGACAAGCCCGGUGGUCGCGUUGUGGACUUUAAGCCCGAAUUUGUUUGCCUGACUGCACCAACUAGAUACGUGGUUGGUUACGGCUUCGAGGUGAAUGACAGGUACAGGAACUACCGUCACGUCUUUGUUUUAAAACCGGAGUAUGCGAAACGGUACCCGAGCAAAUUGUAA
Molecule: messenger RNA, 705 nt
Organism: Trypanosoma brucei brucei TREU927
Lineage: Eukaryota; Euglenozoa; Kinetoplastea; Trypanosomatida; Trypanosomatidae
Product: hypoxanthine-guanine phosphoribosyltransferase, putative
Exons: 1
Coding region: 1-705 (234 amino acids)
Biological process (GO): IMP salvage; hypoxanthine metabolic process; GMP salvage
Molecular function (GO): hypoxanthine phosphoribosyltransferase activity; magnesium ion binding
Source: RefSeq, a predicted model, not a curated record